Messenger RNA from Penicillium crustosum, 561 nucleotides. Its product is annotated as ER membrane protein complex subunit 4. NCBI's taxonomy places the organism in Eukaryota, Fungi, Ascomycota, Eurotiomycetes, Eurotiales, Aspergillaceae. Gene Ontology annotation, biological process: protein folding in endoplasmic reticulum. The transcript is spliced from 3 exons. Gene Ontology annotation, cellular component: EMC complex. The coding region runs from base 1 to 561 and encodes 186 amino acids. The record is from RefSeq and is a predicted model, not a curated record.
AUGUCACAAGCUCGUCUACCACCCCCUCCUCCUCCGCAAUGGGUUGUUUCGUUAAACUCCCCGAUGCCGCGCCCCUCAAAGGCCGCAUCUAGCAUCCCGGACCCGCCAGGCUUCUCGAGCAGUCGGGGAGGCAAGCAGCGCCAGCAACAGCAGCAACAAUCUACCACGAAGAAACCCGACGAGACCGACGCGCUUAAGAUGAAGAAAGCGUGGGAGAUCGCCAUCGCUCCAUCCAAGCAGAUCCCCAUGAAUGCCAUUAUGAUGUACAUGUCCGGCAACAGUCUUCAGAUUUUUAGCAUUAUGAUGGUCCUUAUGUUGUUUAAGGGUCCCAUCCAGGGUCUGAUAGGCACCAACGCAGCGUUCGCCAAAUACGAAACCCCAUCUACACAUUCGCGUCUGCUUGGAGUCAAGGUGGUCUAUAUGUUGAUGCAGCUGGUAUUACUGGGUCUGGGUAUCUGGAAGGUUAAUGCGAUGGGUUUAUUGCCAACUACGAGAUCGGAUUGGUUAGCAUGGGAAUCGGAACGGCAGCCUUUGGAGCGGGCUCAUUUUGCUUUCAGGUGA